Messenger RNA from Poecilia reticulata (guppy), 6952 nucleotides. The record is from RefSeq and is a predicted model, not a curated record. NCBI's taxonomy places the organism in Eukaryota, Metazoa, Chordata, Actinopteri, Cyprinodontiformes, Poeciliidae.
UAAUACUCUUGCAGCUCACUGUAAUUAUUUAGGGAGGCUAAUUUCGACAUUUUUCCGGAAUAAAAAAAUAACCCACCCUGUGCACUUCAGCACGUGACGUCAUGACAGAGUUCAGUCACCAACAUAUAUGUUCAAGAGAUGCUGGGAAAUCCCUCAUUCAAAACAAAGACGAUGUAAACAGCAGUGCUCGAAAGUUAUGCAGUUAAAAAUACACCCAUUCUGAACUAAAUAGCAUAGUUGUACUGCAACUUAAAUUUUAUGUAAAAAUCGGCAGAUUAUAUUCAAAAGAAGAUUGAGAUAAAGCUUAAUUUUCCGGAUUUUUGAAAAGUUCUUGAACUUGAUCCCACGGCUUUGAUUUUUUUUUUUUUUUACGUACUUUUCUCUCCGCCUUCCAAACGUCACUUCAGCAUCACCAGGCUAUAUAUGAACAUUAAAAUAGAAAAUGAUUUUAGUUGUAUCCGUGACGGUUGGAUUAGUUAGUUUAGUAUUUUGUGCGCUUUUUCUGCUUUGUUGAUAGUUUGGCUCUGUGGAUUCCCACAUAUCCCGACAGCACGUGAACGCCGCAGCAGGGAGCUCAUCUGUUGGACAGGGAAACUAAUCAGGAGCCAAGUAAAGACUUUUCAACACUGCGAGCUAAUAGGUUAGCACGGCUCCUAAGUCAGCCGUCACUACGAAAACGGGGUAGGGACUUUGUUUGUGACCGACAACAUCUCCUCUAGGCAGGAAACAACUUUGGAGCCAUGUUAUAGUGGGGGCAGAAAACACUUGUAUCGCUGCGCUUAAACUAUAAAAGCGAGCUGCCUCCGGUCAGCAAGCUUGUGGCUAGCUCCAUAACGUUAGCUGGGAAAGAAGUGGAGGCUUAAAAAAAACAACAAAAAAAAAAAACAAUAAACAUGGAGCUGGACGACGUAGUCCUCUACCAGGACGACUCGGGCGACUCGGACGUGAUGUCCGAGCGGGUCGCCGGUCUGGCCAGCUCCAUAUACCGAGAGUUCGAGCGGCUCAUCGAGAAGUACGACGAGGACGUGGUGAAGGACCUGAUGCCGCUGGUCGUCGGGCUGCUGGAGAACCUGGACUCGGUGUUCGCCGCCAACAAGGAGCACGUCGUGGAGCUGGAGCUGCUGAAGGAGGACAACGAGCAACUUGUCACUCAGUACGAGCGGGAGAAAGCGCUGAGAAAACACGCAGAGGAGAGAUACAUCGUCUUAGAAGACUCCCAAGAUGGGGAGAAAAAGGACCUCCAGAGUCGACUGGUAACUUCGGAGUCCCACGCGCGGCAGCUGGAGCUAAAGACAAAGAACUAUGCAGAUCAGAUAAGCAGAUUUGAAGAGAGAGAAGCGGAGCUGAAGAGGGAGUACAAUGCUCUUCAUCAAAGACACACUGAGAUGAUCCACAGCUACAUGGAGCACCUGGAGCGAGCUAAACACCAGCACYCGACGACACCGGCAGAGCCGUCAGAUACAGGAUCGUCAGCUAAGAGACGGUUAGACCUACUAACUUUCCUUUUACAUGAACUGAACUCGCCUCUGGCGUCUGCAGGAAACGACAUGAUCGGCGACGUGGACGAGGGAGCCGACCUGCUGGAUGAGUUCUCUGUCUGCAACCUUUUAGGUAUGGGUCGGGAGGUCGAACAUCUAAUCCAUGAGAACACCCAGCUGCUGGAGACCAAAAACGCUCUGAAUGUGGUGAAAAACGACCUCAUUGCUCAACUGGACGACCUGUCCUGUGAGAAGGAGGUUCUGCGAGGCGAGCUUGAGGCCGUCACUCAGGCUAAGACCAAACUGGAGGAUAAAAACAAGGAGUUAGAAGAGGAGCUGAGGAAAGUUAAAGCCGAGCUGGAUGAGGCCAAACAGAAGGUCAAGAAUGAAAACCAGGACGACAGCGAYGUGCCCACAGCCCAGAGGAAACGUUUCACCAGAGUGGAGAUGGCCAGAGUCCUGAUGGAGAGGAACCAGUAUAAAGAGAGGCUGAUGGAGCUGCAGGAAGCCGUCAGAUGGACAGAGAUGAUCCGUGCUUCGAAGGAGAACCCCGCUCUUCCAGAGAAGAAGAAAUCCAGCCUCUGGCAGUUUUUCAGCCGUUUGUUUAGCUCGUCGGGCGGAGCGGGGAAGAAGCCGGCGGGGGAGGCGCCGGUCAACGUCAAGUACAACGCGCCCACCUCRCAGGUKCAGCCGUCCGUCAAGAAGAAGAGCAGCACCCUGCAGCAGCUGCCCAGCGACAAGAGCAAAGCGUUUGAUUUCCUCAAUGAGGAUCCGCCACCUGAGAGUUCAGUGUCACGGCGAGAGCAGAAGAGAGCUCAGUACAAACAGGUCAAAGCUCACGUCCAGAAGGAGGACGGCAGAGUGCAGGCCUACGGCUGGAGCCUGCCCAAGAAAUACAAAGCUAAUGGAGGUCAGGCAGACGGCAAGAUGAAGAAUCUGCCUGUUCCCGUCUUCCUCAGGCCGCUGGAUGAGAAAGAUCCCACUAUGAAGCUGUGGUGUGCUGCAGGCGUCAACCUGUCUGGAGGGAAAACCAGAGACGGAGGCUCAAUCGUGGGAGCCAGCGUGUUCUACAGCGACGUGUCCGGUGCAGAAAGUCCCAGAAGGAAGAGAGGCUCGCAGAGCAGCGUCGACGAACUGGAUCAGGAACUAAAGGAGCAGCAGAAAGAAUUGCGGCACCAGGACGAGUUUUCCUCUCUGGUAUGGAUUUCCACCAGCACCCAGUCCAAUUCAAACGUCGUCGUCAUCGAUGCCAACCAGCCCGGGAACAUCCUGGAGAGCUUCUUUGUCUGUAACUCGCACGUCUUCUGCAUCUCUAGCGUACCCGGUGCGAGAGAGACCGACUAUCCGGCCGGAGAGGAAGUGUCCUCAAGCACUGACGCAGGCCCGGCGGGAGACGACGGCUUGUCGACGGCCAAUAGCGGAUCAGAAGGCGGCGACAGCAUCCUGGGAGGCAUCACGGUGGUGGGCUGCGACGGCGAGGGAGCGAUCGCCKUUCCUCAGACAGCAGACAGUUCAGAUUCCAGAGCAGCAGAAGAGGCCAUGGACGCCGUGGAGACCAGCGCAGAGCCUGUCGACCACAGCGAGAGCCUGAGGGGCAUCUACGCAGAACACGUCUUCACAGAUCCACUGGGGGCGCAGCAGACCAGGGAGACGCCAGCUAACUAUUCUCAGAGAGAGAGCGACCUUCUGAAAGACGGAGUGAGUUCAAACCCCAACGCAGAGGAGCAGGACCUGAUGAUAGAAGAAGCUCAGAAAAUGAGCAGCGUUCUGCCCACCAUGUGGCUGGGGGCUCAAAAUGGAUGCGUGUACGUCCACUCGUCUGUUGCUCACUGGAAGAAGUGUCUCCACUCUAUAAAGCUGAAGAAGCCUGUGAUCGGCAUAGUACACGUGAAGGGACGGGUCCUGGUUAGCAUGUCUGAUAGCACGUUAGCCAUUUUCCACAGAGGAACUGACGGGCAGUGGGACCUGACCAACUACCAUCUGCUGGACCUGGGGAAGCAGCACCACUCCAUCCGCUGCAUGACCGUGGUGCACGACCGGGUGUGGUGCGGCUACAGGAACAAGAUCCAUGUGGUGCAUCCCAGAGCCAUGAAGGUUGAGAAAACCUUCGACGCCCACCCUCGUAAGGACAGCCAGGUCCGUCAGCUGGCCUGGCACGGGGAUGGGAUCUGGGUGUCCAUCAAGCUGGACUCCACCCUCAGGCUGUUCCACGCACACACACACCAGCACCUCCAGGACAUCGACAUUGAGCCCUACGUCAGCAAGAUGCUCGGUACGGGCAAGUUGGGCUUCUCGUUUGUGAGGAUCACAGCUCUGAUGGUUUCAUGUAGCCGCUUGUGGAUUGGGACUGGAAAUGGAGUCAUCAUCUCUGUUCCCGUUACGGAAACCAACAAUGUAGCCAAGUCAGCAGGUAACAAUCCCGGAGGCGUGGUUCGCGUCUACGGAGAUGACAGCGGGGACAAGGUGACGGCCGGGACCAUCGUUCCCUACUGCUCCAUGGCUCACGCUCAACUCAGUUUCCAUGGUCACAGGAACGCGGUCCAGUUCUUCGCCGCAGUUCCAGGUCACGCAGAUCUGUCGGCCUCCAGCGGAGGAGAGUCGGCGGGAGACAAGUCCGCCGACGGCUCCGCUCAGGAAAGCAGCAGGUCCAUGUUGGUGAUGAGUGGAGGAGAAGGCUACAUCGACUUCAGGAUGGGCGACGAGGACGGGGAGGCAGACGAGCUAGACGACCCCGCCUUAAAACUGCAGCCCUUCCUCACUAAAGCCGAGCGCAGCCACCUCAUCGUCUGGCAGGUCAUGGUCGGUGAAGACUGAACUCGGCAUCGCUGAAACUCUGAUUUGCCCCCCUUUUUUUAUUUUAAGGCCACAGAAACAGAGGAGAAAGCACAAGAUUAAUCAGCACUUUUUUUUUUUUUCUUUUGCUCCCUCGGUCUCGAACAAUGGAAGCAAAACAAGCAAAAACUGCUCUGCGAGCAUUUUUCUCUUAACCUUGAACGCAUGAAACUGCUUUGUCCUAUUUUUUUGUUUUUUAUGUCAUGAAUUUCUAGCAUUAUAUAUUAUUGCCUCGCGGAUUAAAAUUUUAUCUGAGGUAAGGUGAAUGUUUGCCGGCUUUCCGCUUGAAUCGCCUCUCCUUUGCUCACUCGGGACGCCGCUGAUGUUCCGUCAGCUGAUCAGAGGGAGAAAAACAACUUCCUGUUUGUCCUCUGAAGAAUGUAAGACGUAGCGACGUGGGAGUCAAUCAUGGCGGGAUUGUUUUUCUCUAUCAAAUUUCGGUUCUGUUCUUUUUUUUUUACGCGGGGAACUUCUUUGAAAGCCAAUAGCCGACUCAUAUUUCAAUUGUGUUUGGAUCCAAUACUUGUAUUCAUCCAAUGUGCAAAGGCUUAAUGGGAAUGUUUUUUAUCAUGCAUUUCAAAUGGUUUGUGCCUCAAAUAUCAGCACAGGUCCCUAUUCAUUUAACAAAAAAAAACCCUCACACUUAAAAGUGUUUAUGAAGCACAAAAAGCUGCUUUCAGUUGCUUUUCUUUUGCCCACAGUACAGAUGUGGGUUGUUGCUAUGUGGAUUUAAUAAAAUAACACGGUAUUAUUACAAGUGGGAGCAGGUGAGUCACUAUCAGAUACUGUCUGGGAAUAUUAUACAUCUGGAUCCAAACAGAUUUUCUCCUAAAAGAACCAACAUAUUUUAACUUGUUUAUUUUCUAUUAGUUUCCAGAUCCUAGCGAUCCUAGUAGUAAACAUACACGUAUUUUAUCAUAAAGUUUAGCUGUUUAAUAGGAAGCACGUUAGGAGAUUUUGUCAGAUGUGUUUAGUCCCUGAAAAUAACGAUAAACUUUCCCUAAAGUGCCUCCGCCAGGCCAAAGAUUUAAAUUUCACUGUAGAUCUCAAUAAGUGACUUUUUUUUUUUGUUGUUGAUAAAAGUACAAAAAACUUGAACAUAAAUUUGAGCUUGGGCACCAUUUUUCUGCCUAGGACUGUCAAGUUGGUUGUCGGCUUCAGUCAUACCAUUAGCAUCGACACUGGACAGUAUUUAUCCCAGCUAUUUAUAUUCUCCAGGCUUUCUGCUGAUGAGGAUUGGCUGCUCUACUGAAGUUGGGAAGACAUGCAAUAACACUAAAGCUAAUGAGGUGUCAUCGUUUGCAGAUGACAUACUGACUUAUUAGACAUCAUGUUCUCUGGUCUAAUCACAAACCCAUGCUGUUGUCUCCAAUCUUACUGAAUACCCCAGCUGUACCGCCAUGACAACGUGCGAUGCUUUUCCUUUAUUUCGUAGAGCAGACUUGUGUUGAACGUGUCGCGUCACUUUGUCUGUUUUCUGCUCCCACUUUAAGAGUUGCCUUAGACAUCAGAGUUCAAACAGUCUGUGAUAAAGUUCCUCUAUUUUUCUCUAAAGAAUUUUGUUCGCUACCAAAGGUUGAAGACUGCUAGCCAGCUAUGACGUCACGCAGUAAUAAAGUCUCACCUAGCUUUCACGGCAGCAUGUUUGGAACAGGAAGCCAGGUUUUUUUUUGUUUUUUUUGUUUUUUCUAACAGAAAUCAAAGUGUGUGGAUAUAUACAGAUAGAGAUAUAUAUAUAUAUUUUUAAAAUUUUCCUAUUUGUAAAUGGAAAUAUUUUCGAGGCAUGAACGUGCGAGAGAGAGAGCUGCUACGGUCGGAUGGUGAAGAAAAGAGUCCAUAUGCACCUCCCCUGGACGCUCGUUCUGUUCCCAGAUGAGAAACCGAACUCUAACCUGUUUGGUUUUGCAGCGCUGAUCUGCUUCCUUUCAACCAAACCUGUUUAUUAAUUCAAAUGUCUUAUUUUUUAUCAGAUUUUUUUGCCCCUCUUUGAGUGUGGCUAAAAGGUUUUAUUUGGUGAAUUUCAGCCUCCUUCUGUCCUCUGUGAACACUGCACUCAUGCUUUUUGAUUUUUGCUUUCUUUUGUUGUUGUGUAUUUCUUUAUGCAACCAUGUGUAUUUGCGUCUUCUCUCCACGAGAGAAGAUUUAUAUAUAUAUCUAUACAAAAAUAUUUCAGUUUCGCCAUUUCAGUAUUUAUUUUUGAUGGAUGAACCUUUGCAAUUGAGAAUGUAUCUUUGUACAUUGAAUAUAUAUAUGAUUAUAUAUGUAUGAAACUUAAAGAUGGUUUGGAUUUUAUUGAGUUGUAACCUGAGGAUUUCCUCAGCUAUGCACCACGUCUCUGAGGAGAAACAUGGAGGAAAUUAGGGGUUGAAAACUGCACACACCUGCUCCUUCAUUUAGCAAUCAGUAGUCCUAUAAAUUUGAACUUCUACUCAGCGACGGGGCAGCCGACUCCCUUCGCAGACUCUUUCCAUAUAUUUGUCACCACUGUAGUCUGCUUUUAGGUAACUGACGGGAGCUCAGGUUUUUUUGGGGUUUUUCUUUCUUCCCAAAUCUGCAGUAAAUGCAUCAUCUUAAAACCCUGCAGCAUCUCUAGCGUUACCUAUUUUUAACAAUUAAUUAAAGCAACUUUUGUGGGCAACAUC